AUGGCAACAGCAGGGCCCUCACGAUCAAGGCUCCCGAUCCACACUCGAAACCCCGAACCCUCAAAUUCAACUGCGGGCUAUGAAGUCAACGAUGACUUACUAAUAGCCUUAACGCUCCAACUUGAAGAGCUCGAUAUCGAAGUCGAUAAUCGUAAGGGCAAGGAAAAAGCAGGUAAAAUGGCUGAUCGUCAUGCAGCCCUACAAGACUACAAAGACAUCCUUCUAUCCAUGUCUCAAUUCCACGCAGACCAACGCAUGGCAAAAAGUAUCGCGGACGCUGUUCUCCAGGAUUCCACCACAAUCGCCGAAUUCCAAGCCCUUGAAGCUAUCGCUGUUAGAGACCGAGAACAAGCGCUAAGAAUGGCAAACACUAUGGACGCUACUCCGCAAACCGCACCUCGAUCUACUGCUGCUGCCACGUCUUCCCGGUCUCGCGCUUUGGUCAUGAGAGGUGGUGACGAUUAUAGUAAUUAUGACUUGGAAUCGGUGGCGGGGUCUACGGAGUAUGGAGAUCAAACAACACUAUACAGCGAAUAUGACGAUGACGAUGAGUUCGAAAGUAACGCUGGAACAAUGCCAACAUAUAGACGUCCGUACGUGCGGGAGAGUAGUAUGAAGUAUUAUAAUGCCGGACCGAGAGUUCAAUGCAGCAUCUGUUCCGACAACGUACUACAAGACCAAUCUACAAAAUGCAACCCCUGCAAUCAUAUCUAUUGUCGAAACUGUUUACGGACCUACGUUUUCAGAGCUAUGAAAGAUGAAUCACUCUAUCCUCUUAAGUGCUGCAAGGUCGAAAUUCCUGGAAACGUUAUUGCGAGGAUCCUAUCGGCUGCGGAAUAUGAACAAUAUCAAGAAGCAGCGGUAGAAUAUUCAAGUUCAGAUAGAAUGUACUGUCCGAACAAAAAGUGUUUGCAGUUCAUUCCGCCAGAGUCAGUCAACAAAGCCAGUAACUUCGCCUUUUGUAAGCAUUGUUCGACAGUCGCUUGCACAAAAUGUAAAGAAAAAUGGCACGCGGGCGCUUGCAAAGUUGACCAUGAGCUGCAAGCAGUGAUAAAUACUGCUGGGCAGCAAGGAUGGAAACAGUGUUUCAAGUGUAAAAGAAUGGUCGAGCUGAGGAGUGGGUGUCAUCAUAUAACAUGCCACUGUAAAGCAGAAUUCUGUUACAUUUGUGGGGUAGAGUGGAAGAAAUGUCCAUGCCCGGUUUUUGAAGAACGACGACUUUACGAAGAUGCCGCAGCCCGAGUAGAUCAAGCCGCCGUGCGACCGCUCGCACCAAGAUUCCGAAUGAAUAUGAUUAAUCAAGUUCAACAGCAAAUUAUUAACAACAAUGGCGCCUGCCAACAUCCCGGAGGCUUUGUGAGGGAAUCAGAACCGAAGCCAUUUGGCCACAGGUGUGAAAUUUGUGAUGUUAGACAUUGGAAGUAUAUUCUAGCUUGUCGUAGCUGUGGGAUCGAGAUAUGCGAGGAGUGUAGAAGGUUUAGGGCAUAG
Molecule: messenger RNA, 1488 nt
Organism: Orbilia oligospora ATCC 24927
Lineage: Eukaryota; Fungi; Ascomycota; Orbiliomycetes; Orbiliales; Orbiliaceae
Exons: 2
Coding region: 1-1488 (495 amino acids)
Biological process (GO): ubiquitin-dependent protein catabolic process; protein polyubiquitination; positive regulation of proteasomal ubiquitin-dependent protein catabolic process
Cellular component (GO): cytoplasm; ubiquitin ligase complex
Molecular function (GO): ubiquitin protein ligase activity; zinc ion binding; ubiquitin conjugating enzyme binding
Source: RefSeq, a predicted model, not a curated record